This is a messenger RNA of Ochotona princeps (American pika), 10579 nucleotides long. It is a transcript of the gene LAMA3, whose product is annotated as laminin subunit alpha 3. Gene Ontology annotation, molecular function: signaling receptor binding. The coding region runs from base 244 to 10260 and encodes 3338 amino acids. Gene Ontology annotation, biological process: regulation of embryonic development; regulation of cell adhesion; cell adhesion. Lineage: Eukaryota; Metazoa; Chordata; Mammalia; Lagomorpha; Ochotonidae. The record is from RefSeq and is a predicted model, not a curated record. The transcript is spliced from 75 exons. Gene Ontology annotation, cellular component: basement membrane.
GCUGUCAGCUCCUGAUCGCCCGGCUGGUGGUCCCGGCUGCUGCACGCUCCGGAGCAGAGAAGCCGCCCCCACGUGGCGCGCUCCACGCGGGGUGCGGCUUCGGCACCGCCCACACCCGAGGCUGCGCUCGCCCUUAGCUCUGCAGGCUCAGCGAGAGGCGGGCACUGAGCGGCGGACGCCGGGACCUCCGUGCCCAGGAGUCCCUCGGCCGGAGGCUGCUGCAGGCGGGCCCUGUGCAGCGGGAUGGCAACUGCCGCGGGUGUGCAAGCCAGGGCACCUCGGCCACUCCGGUUGCUGCUGCUUCUAUUACCGGUGCUGCCCGCUUGGUGUGCUACCGCUUGGGACACGGGAGCCACGCCACGGCGCAGCUUGGAUCCGCCUUAUUUCAACCUGGCCGAGGCGGCGAGGAUUUGGGCCACGGCCACCUGUGGGGAGCGCGGACAGGGCGACGGUGGCGGGCGACCGACGCCCGAGCUCUACUGCAAGUUGGUAGGGGGUCCCACAGCCCAGGGUAGCGGCCACGCCAUCCAGGGUCAAUUCUGUGACUACUGCAAUUCCGAGGACCCCAGGAAGGCCCACCCGGCCACCAAUGCCAUCGAUGGUUCUGAGCGCUGGUGGCAAAGCCCCCCUCUCUCCUCGGGCACACAGUUCAACAGAGUCAACCUCACCCUAGACCUGGGUCAGCUCUUUCAAGUGGCCUAUGUCUUAAUCAAAUUCGCAAAUUCUCCUCGUCCUGAUCUCUGGGUCUUGGAAAGAUCUGUGGACUUUGGAAACACAUACUCACCUUGGCAAUAUUUUGCUCAUUCUAAGAGAGACUGUUUGGAACAAUUUGGAAAGGAGGCAAAUACAGGUCUCACCCGGGACGAUGAUGUACUCUGUACGACGGACUAUUCCCGAAUCGUGCCUUUGGAAAACGGUGAGGUUGUGGUGUCCUUGAUAAAUGGUCGUCCAGGAGCAAAAAAUUUUACUUUCUCUCCCACCCUGAGGGAGUUCACUAAGGCCACAAACAUCCGGCUGCGUUUCCUUCGAACCAACACCCUUCUCGGACACCUCAUCUCCAAAGCCCAGCGGGAUCCCACAGUCACGAGGCGGUAUUACUACAGCAUAAAGGAUAUCAGCAUUGGUGGGCGCUGUGUUUGCAAUGGCCAUGCUGAAGUUUGCAAUGUAAAUAAUUCUGAAGAAUUGUUCCGGUGUGAAUGCCAGCACCACACCUGUGGGGAGACGUGUGAUCGCUGCUGCAUGGGGUACAACCAGAAGCGCUGGCAGCCGGCUGCUUGGGAGCAGAGCAAUGAGUGUGAAGCCUGUAACUGCCACGGCCAUGCUGAUGACUGCUACUAUGACUCUGAUGUUGAGCAGCAGCAGGCGAGCCUGAAUAUUCAAGGUGUCUAUGCAGGUGGAGGGGUCUGCAUUAAUUGUCAGCACAACACAGCUGGUAUAAACUGUGAAAAGUGUGCCAAAGGUUACUACCGCCCUUUUGGGGUUCCAGUUGAUGCCCCCCAAGGCUGCAUCCCUUGCAGCUGUGACCCUGAGCGAGCAGACGGCUGUGAACAGGGCUCAGGCCGCUGUCACUGCAAGGCGAAUUUCCACGGAGAUCACUGCGAGAAGUGUGCUGAUGGCUACUAUAAUUUCCCACUUUGUUUGAGAAAUCCCAGUUUUUCCACUCCUGUUUCAAAUCCAGAAGAUCCAGUUGCUGGGGAUAUAAAAGGGUGUGACUGUGACUUGGAAGGUGUUCUCCCCGAAAUCUGUGAUGCCCAGGGAAGGUGCCUGUGCCGCCCUGGGGUGGAGGGCCCUCGGUGUGAUGCCUGCCGCUCUGGUUUCUUUUCCUUCCCCAUCUGCGUAGCCUGCCAGUGUUCCGCGCUUGGAUCCUACCCAACACCCUGCAAUGCAGAGACCGGCCAGUGUGAAUGCCAGCCGGGGAUUACGGGACAGCGGUGUGACAGGUGUCUCUCGGGAGCCUAUGACUUCCCCCACUGCCAAGGUUCCAGUGGUGCCUGUGACCCAGCCGGGACCAGUGACUCUGGUUUUGAUUAUUGCCAGUGCAAGCUUCAUGUUGAAAGCCCUACUUGUAGCAUCUGCAAGCCAUUGUAUUGGAACCUGGUCCAAGAAAACCCUCAUGGAUGUUCAGAAUGCCAAUGCCAUGAGGCGGGAACAGCCAGUGGAAUUGGAGAGUGUGGGCAGGGAGAUGGUGACUGUUACUGCAAGCUCCAUGUGACUGGGGAUGCCUGUGACACCUGUGAGGAUGGAUAUUUCGCUUUGGACAAGAGCAAUUACUUUGGGUGUCAAGGGUGCCAAUGUGACAUUGGCGGGGCACUCACCACCAUGUGCAGUGGGCCCUCCGGAGCAUGCCAGUGCCGCCAGCAUGUUGUGGGGAAGGCGUGCCAGCGUCCUGCAAAGAAUCACUAUUUCCCGGAUCUGCAUCACAUGAAGUAUGAGAUUGAAGAAGGCACCACGCCCGAUGGAGGAGCCCUUCGGUUUGGAUUUGAUCCCCUGAUGUUUCCUGAGUUUAGCUGGAGAGGCUAUACCCAGAUGACGUCGGUGCAGAAUGAAGUACAGAUGAUGUUGAAUGUGGACAAGUCCAAUCUCUCUUUGUUUCGUAUUAUUCUGAGAUACAUUAAUCCUGGACGUGAAGCAACAUCUGGUCGCAUAAGUAUCUACCCAUCCUGGGAUAAAGGAGGUGCUGCUCAAAGCAAAGAGAUCAUCUUCCUGCCAAGUAAGGAACCCACAUUUGUCACCAUCCCUGGCAAUGGCCUUGCAGACCCAUUUUCAAUGUCACCAGGGACCUGGAUUGCUUGCAUUAAGGCAGAAGGAGUUCUCUUGGAUUACCUGGUGCUGCUCCCCAGGGACUACUACGAAGCACCUGUGCUGCAGCUGCCUGUCACGGACCCGUGCGCCACGGCAGGAUCACCCCAUGAGAAUUGCCUGCUUUACCAGCAUCUGCCAGUGACCAGAUUCCCCUGCACAUUCGCUUGUGAGGCCAGACACUUCCUGCUGGAUGGGGAGCCAAGACCGUUGGCAGUGAGGCAGCCCACCCCUGCACACCCAGUCAUGGUGGACCUCAGUGGGAGACAGGUGGAACUGCACCUGCGGCUGCGCGUCCCACGGGUUGGGCCCUAUGUGGUUGUGAUUGAGUAUGUCACUGAAGGAGACCAGCUGGUUGUGGUGGAUGUGAGCAUGGAGAGCCCUGGUGCUGUUGUGGUGGGCCAGGUGAACAUCUACAGCUGCAAGUACAGUGUUCCAUGCCGGAGUGCCGUGACGGAUGGCCUGGGCCGCCUGGCUGUGUGGGAGCUGCUGGAAGACGCGGACGUUCAGCUCAAGGCGCACAUGGCCCAGCUCCUCCUGCAUCAAAUUUGUAUCAUACCCAUUGAGGAAUUCUCCACAGAGUACCUGAGACCUCAAGUUCACUGCAUUGCCAGUUAUGGACCCUUUGGCAAUCAAAGUGCCACCUGCAUCUCCCUGGCCCAUGAAACUCCUCCAACAGCCUUGACUUUGGAUGUCCCAGGUGGAGGGCCUCUCCCUCAUCCACCCUGGGGUCUUUCCCAGUCUGCAGGUGUUACCCCAGGACUCAACCUGAAGGCACCACAGAACCAAGUGACUCUGAGAGGACUUGUGCCACACAGGGGCCGGUACGUCAUUGUCAUCCAUUUUUGUCAAGUCAAGCACCCAGUGUUUCCUGCUCAGGUGUUUGUGCAUGGAGGGCAACCCUGGUCUGGCUUCUUCAGUGCCUCCUUUUGCCCCCAUGUGCUUGGCUGCCGGGACCAAGUGAUCGCUGACGGCCAGGUGGAGUUUGACCUCUCGGAGCCUGAAGUUGCUGUUACUGUGAAGGUUCCAGAAGGGAAGUCCUUAGUGCUGGUCCGUGUUCUAGUGGUGCCUGCAGAGAAUUAUGACUACCAAAUACUUCACAAAAAUUCAGUGGACAAGUCCUUUGAGUUUGUCACCCAUUGUGGAAGAAACAGCUUUUAUAUUGAUCCGCAGAUGGCCUCUGCAUUCUGUAAGAGCUCUGCCAGGUCCCUGGUGGCCUUUUACCAUAAUGGUGCACUGCCUUGUGAGUGCCAUCCCACCGGGGCCAUCAGUACCCGCUGCAGCCCCGAGGGUGGGCAGUGCCCAUGCCGAGCCAACGUCAUUGGGCGGCAGUGUACCCGCUGUGCCACAGGCUACUACGGAUUCCCACUCUGCAAACCAUGCAACUGCGGCCAGCGCCUGUGUGAAGAGACAACGGGGCAGUGUCUUUGCCCUCCACACACAGUCAAGCCCCAAUGUGAGGUGUGUGAGACUCAUUCCUUCAGCUUCCACCCCCUGGUCGGUUGUGAGAGCUGCAACUGUUCCACCAGGGGCACCGUGGGUGCUGCCUCCCUGGAGUGCGACAAGGACAGCGGCCAGUGCAGAUGCAAGCCCAGAGUCACAGGGCGGCAGUGUGACCGGUGUAUUGCUGGGUUUUACCACUUCCCAGAGUGUGUUCCAUGCAACUGCAACCAAGAUGGGAUGGAGCCAGGAGUAUGUGACCCACAGACGGGAGCUUGCCUCUGCAAGGAAAAUGUGGGAGGUACAGAAUGUAAUAUGUGUCGAGAAGGAUCAUUCUAUUUGGACCCAGCCAAUCCCAAGGGUUGCACCAGUUGCUUUUGCUUUGGAGUAAGCAAUCAUUGUCGUAGUACGCAUAAGCGAAGAUCCAAGUUUGUGGAUAUGCUGGGCUGGCGCCUGGAGACGGCAGAGGGAGGAGAUGUGCCUGUCUCCUUCAACCCUGGCAGCAACAGUGUGGUUGUGGAUCUUCAGGAGCUGCCUGCCACAGUCCGCAGUGCAUCCUGGGUGGCGCCCCCUUCCUACCUAGGGGACAAGGUUUCCUCCUACGGAGGCUUCCUCACUUACCAAGCCAAGUCCUUUGGUUUGCCUGGAGACAUGGUUCUUCUGGAUAAGAGGCCGGACGUGCAACUCACAGGUCAGCACAUGUCCCUUGUUCAUAAGGAGUCCAGUCCGCCCCGGCCAGACCGGCUACAUCAGGGCCGAGUCCAGGUGGUUGAGGGAAACUUCCGACAUGCAGGCAGUGGCGCCCCAGUGUCCAGAGAGGAGCUGAUGAUGGUGCUGUCUCGGUUGGAUGGACUGCGCAUCCGAGGCCUCUACUUCACAGAGACGCAGCGGCUCACGCUGGGUGAGGUGGGGCUGGAGGAAGCCUCCGACUCAGGAAGUGGACGCAGGGCACAUCACGUUGAGAUGUGUGCCUGCCCUCCUGACUACGCAGGUGACUCAUGUCAGGGUUGUAGCUCGGGAUACUAUCGGGAUGACAGAGGAGGCUUGUACCCUGGACGGUGUGUGCCCUGCAAUUGUAACGGACAUUCAAAUCGAUGCCAGGAUGGCACAGGAAUAUGUAUCAACUGUCAGCAUAACACGGCGGGGGACCACUGUGAGCGCUGCAAGGAGGGUUACUAUGGGAACGCGGUCGUCGGAGCCUGUGGUGUCUGCCCAUGUCCUCACACCAACAGUUUUGCCACCGGCUGUGUUGUGAAUGGGGGAAACGUGAGGUGCUCCUGCAAACCCGGGUACACAGGAGUUCGGUGUGAAAGAUGUGCGCCAGGAUAUUUUGGGAAUCCCCCAAAAUUUGGAGGGAGCUGCCAACCAUGCAAUUGUAACAGCAAUGGCCAGUUGGGCAGCUGUGACCCCGUGACGGGAGAUUGCAUCAACCAGCACAAUGAACUCAAAGACAGCAGCCCAGGGGAAGAAUGUGAUGACUGUGAUAGCUGUGUGACAACCCUCCUGAAUGACCUGGCUGCCAAGAGUGAGGAACUCCAUCUGGUCAAGUCGCAGCUGCAGGGCCUGCGUGUUGGCAUGGGUGCUCUGGAGCAGAUGAGGCACCUGGAAACCCAGACCAAGGAGCUGAGGAAUCAGUUGCUCAACUACCAUUCUACCAUUUCAAGUCGUAGAUCAGACAUAGAUGGCCUGGAAAAAGAGCUGAGUAAUCUGAAUCGUGAAUUUGAAACUUUGCAAGAAAAGGCACAAGUAAAUUCCAGAAAAGCACAAACAUUCUAUGCCAGCCUUGAUCAGACAACCCAGAGAGCCAAAGAGCUGGAUGUGAAGGUUCAAAAUGUCAUCCGGAACGUGAACAUCCUACUGAAACAGAUCUCUGGGGCAAAUGGAGAAGGAAACUACUUACCUUCAGGAGAUUUUUCCAGGGAAUUGGCUGAGGCGCAGCGCAUGAUGAGGGAGCUACGGAGCCGAAACUUUGGCAACCAACUGAGAGAAGCAGAAGCGGAGAAGCGAGCAGCUCAGCUCAUGCUGAGUCAGGUAAGCAACUUGCUGGCAACCCACCGAGAGGAUAGCAACGGACUAGCCAAGAGUCUAUGGGAUUCAUUAAAUGAAUAUGAAGCUAAACUCCGUGACCUGCGGGCUGCACUACAGGAGGCAUCCGCCCAAGCAAAGCAGGCCGCCAACCUCAACCAAGACAACGAGAAGACUCUGGAAGACAUCAAGAGACAUACGCAAGAAAUCAGCUCCCUGCAGAGUGACUUUACCAAGUUUCUCAGCACUGCAGAUGCUUCUUUGCUGCAGACCAACAUUGUGCUGCAGCAGCUGGAGGAAAGCCAGAAGGAAUAUGAAAAAGUUGCUGCUACUUUAAAUGAAGCAAGGCAAGAACUAAGUGACAGAGUGAGAGCACUUUCCAGAUCUGCCAGCAAAACAUCCCUGGUGGUGGAAGCCGAGAAUCACGCCAGGUCUCUGCAGGAGCUGGCGAGGCAGCUGGAAGAGAUCAAGAGGAACGCCAGUGGGGAUGAGCUGGUGCGCCGUGCUGUGGACGCUGCCACUGCCUAUGAAAACAUCCUCAACGCCAUCAAAGCGGCCGAGGAUGCUGCCAACAAGGCCACCAGCGCGUCAGAGUCUGCCCUCCAGACAGUGAUAAAGGAAGACCUUCCAGCAAAAGCUAAGACCCUGAGUUCUGAGAGUGAUCAACUGUUAAAGGAAGCCAAGAUAACACAGAAGAAACUACAGCAAGAAAUCAGUCCAGCUCUCAGUAACCUCAAGCAAACGCUGCAAACGGUGACAUCUCAGAGAGAAGGGAUAGAUACCAACAUUACCGCUCUCCGUGCUGAGCUCCAUGGGAUACAGAGAGGUGACAUCGAUGAGGUGAUCAGUAUCACGAAGAACACAGUCAAAAAGACCAAUGACAUCACAAACGAGGUUCUUGAUGGGCUGCACCCCAUCCAGACAGAUGUGGAAAGGAUUAAGGACACUUAUGGGAGCUCACGGAGUGAAGACUUCAACAAGGCCCUGACGGACGCAGAUAGCUCAGUGAAAAAAUUAACCAGAAACCUGCCUGACCUUUUGAGCAAAAUUGAAAGUAUCAACCAACAGUUGUUGCCCCUGGGAAACAUCUCUGACAAUGUGGACCGGAUACGGGAGCUAAUUCAGCAGGCCAGAGAUGCAGCAAACAAGGUCACUGUCCCCAUGAGAUUCAAUGGGAAGUCUGGCGUGGAAGUCCGACUCCCCACUGAUCCGGGAGAUUUAAAAGGAUACACUUCUCUGUCUCUGUUUCUCCAAAGACCUGACUCAAGAGAAAAUGGCGGGACUGAAGAUAUGUUCGUCAUGUACCUCGGAAAUAAAGAUGCUUCCAGGGACUACAUAGGCAUGGCACUCAUAGACAACCGCCUCACAUGUAUCUACAACUUGGGAGACCGUGAGGCUGAACUCCAGGUGGACCAGAUAUUGACCGAGAGUGAGACCCAGGAGGCAGUCAUGGACCGGGUGAAAUUUCAAAGAAUCUAUCAAUUUGCAAGUCUCAAUUACACCAAAGAAGCCACAUCCAGUAAACCAAAGCCACCUCAAUUCUACGACAUAGAGAGUGGAACUAGCAACACCCUCCUUAAUCUGGAUCCGGAAAAUGUCGUGUUCUAUGUUGGAGGUUACCCAUCUGAUUUUAUACUUCCCAGUAGACUAAGACUCCCGCCAUAUAAAGGUUGUAUUGAAUUAGAUGACCUGAAUGAAAAUGUUCUGAGCUUAUACAACUUCAAAAAAACUUUCAAUCUCAAUACAACUGAAGUGGAACCCUGCAGAAGGAGAAAGGAGGAGUCGGACAAAAAUUACUUUGAAGGUACAGGCUAUGCUCGAAUUCGAACUCAACCCUACUCCCAGAUCCUCACCUUUGCACAGACAAUUCAGACCACUGUGGACAGAGGUGUGGUGUUCUUUGCAGAAAACCAGGACCGCUUCAUCUCUCUCAACGUGGAAGAUGGCAGUUUCAUGGUGCGGUACAGACUGGAUUCGGGACCCCCCAAAGAGAAGGGUAUUCAAGGCACCAUCAACAACGGGAGGGACCAUUCGAUUCAGAUCAUCGUUAGAAAAGCCCAAAAGCAAAUAUUAAUCAGCAUGCAUUCUCAAAGCAUUCAAAUUGAAGGGGACCUAUUUGACUUCAGCACAUAUUACCUGGGGGGAAUUCCAAUUGCCAUCAGAGAAAGAUUAAACAUUUCUACACCUGCUUUUCGAGGCUGCAUGAAGAAUCUGAAGAAGACCACUGGAGUCAUUCGGUUGAAUGACUCUGUCGGAGUAACCAAAAAGUGCUCCGAAGACUGGAAGCUCGUGCGAUCGGCCUCAUUCUCCAAAGGAGGAUAUUUGAGUUUCUCUAAUUUGGGUCUCCCAUUGCCGAACCACUACCAGACCUCAUUUGGGUUCCAGACGUUUCAGCCUAGUGGUAUAUUAUUAAAUCAUCAGACACGGACGAGCAGCCUACAGGUCACUCUGGAGAAUGGUCAUAUUGAAGUGAGCACCAAGGAUAGCAGCGGCACAAUUUUUCGAUCUCCACAAACAUACGUGGACGGCCUGCUGCACUACGUGUCUGUCAUAAGUGACAGUGCUGGCCUCCGUCUUCUUGUUGAUGAUCAGCCUCUGAGGAGCAGCCAGAAGCUGCAAGGCUUUGCAAAUUCCCAGCAGUCUCUGCGCCUGGGCGGGAGUUCUUUUGAGGGUUGCAUCAGCAAUGUUUUUGUGCAGAGAUUAUCACCGAGUCCUGAAGUCUUAGAUCUGACCAGUAGAUCUAACAAGCAAGACGUGGCCCUGGGAAGCUGCAGUUUGAACCAACCUCCUUUUCUAAUGCUGCUUAAAGGUUCUGCAAGGUUGAACAAGGCCGAUGCUUUCGAUAUCAACCAGCCAUUGCAUGACACACCAGUGGCCUCUCUGAAGAACAUGGAGGUAUGGAAAGAUGCCAGGUCUUGCCCACCACUUCCCAGGGUGCAGCCCAGUCAUGGAGCCCUCCGGUUUGGGGACAGUCCCACCAGCCACUUGCUAUUCAAGCUUCCCCAGGAGUUGCUGAAAGCCAGGUCACAGUUCACUGUGGACAUGCAGACAACAGCUUCCAGGGGGCUGGUGUUCUACACGGGCAUGGAGAACUCCUUUCUGGCCCUUUUCCUGACAAAGGGACGCCUGAUCUUUGCGCUGGAGGCUGGAGGAAAAAAACUGCGGCUCAAGAGCAAAGAGAAAUGCAAUGAUGGCCGGUGGCACACGGUGGUGUUUGGGCAAGAUGGAGGAAAGGUGCACUUGGUUGUGGAUGGCCUGAGGGCACGGGGAGGAAGUCUGCCUGGAAACUCCACUGUCAGUGUUGGAGCCUCGGUUUACCUGGGAGCUCCUUCGUCAGGGAAACCAAAGAGCCUCCCCCAAAACAGCUUUGUGGGAUGCCUGAAGAACUUCCAACUGGAUUUAAUGCCCUUGGAUACCCCAUCUGCAAACGCCGGGGUGACUCCAUGCUUGGGAGGCUCCUUGGAGAAAGGCAUUUAUUUCUCCCAAGAAGAAGGAGGUCAUGUUCUCUUGGCCAACUCUGUGUCAUGGGGACCGGAAUUUAAAAUUGUUUUCAGCAUUCGCCCAAGAAGUCUCACUGGAAUCCUAAUACACAUCGGAAGUCAACCCAAGCAACAUCUGAGUGUUUAUAUGGAGGCAGGACAGGUCACAGCCUCUGUGGACAGUGGGACAAGAGGGGUCUCAACAUCGGUCAUGCCAAAGCAGUCUCUGUGUGAUGGACAGUGGCACUCAGUGGCAGUGACCAUCAAACAACACAUCUUGCACUUGCAACUGGAUGCAGACAACAGCUACACAGCUGGACAGCUCACCUUCCUGCCUUCCCAAGAGCCACUGUACAUUGGAGGUAUUCCAGCCAAUUUGCAGUCCCAGAAGCUGCCAGUGUGGAAAUCAUUUUUCGGUUGUCUGAAGAAUAUGCACAUCAACCACAACCCUGUCCAUGUCACGGAAGCCUCAGAAGUUCGGGGGCCUGUCAGUCUGAAUGGCUGCCCUGACCACUGACAUGAGCCUGUUACAGCCCCAGGAACAGUUCAGCUUCAAAAGCACUGAGUCCCCAAGUGCCUCCCUGCCCUGUUUGGAGCUCAAUCCUGUCUCAAGAUACCACCCAGAUGGGCUUAACAGCACAUCUUAUUUAGAAUUCCAGUCACGUACACCAAUCACUCUAAGCAUCCAGUGUUACACAUGUAUUUUAUAUAAAUAUCCCUUUUCUUAAAGAAGAACAAAUUGUUAUUCAAAAAUGCACAACACCUUUUUGGUAAUAUUGUUUUCCAUUAAAAAUGUCUAUUAAAGGAUUUCAUUCCCACUUGUUGAAAAAUUAAAU